AUGCAGUUCUCCUCCUUCUUCGUCACCUUCCUGGCUUCUGCCGUCCUCGCCAACCCCGUCGACCCCGUUAAGCGCACCGGCGGCGGCAGCUCGUAUGUCCCUUGCAACACCCCUCCCUAUAGCAGCCCUCAGUGCUGUGCCACCGACGUCCUCGGUCUGGCUGAUCUUGACUGCCAGUCUCUCCCCGAGGUUCCCCACAACGCGGACGACUUCAGGAGAAUCUGCGCCGUCCGCGGGCAGCGCGCUCGCUGCUGCGUCGUCCCCGUCCUCGGCCAGGCACUUCUCUGCCAGACCCCCGUGGGUGUCUAA
Molecule: messenger RNA, 309 nt
Organism: Durotheca rogersii
Lineage: Eukaryota; Fungi; Ascomycota; Sordariomycetes; Xylariales; Xylariaceae
Product: cerato-ulmin
Exons: 3
Coding region: 1-309 (102 amino acids)
Cellular component (GO): extracellular region
Source: RefSeq, a predicted model, not a curated record